AUGUUCCUGGUACUUCAGAAAACGUUAUAUGAUAAGUUAGACUCAAAUACUGUAAAAAAUAUUAUCAUGGCUGCAGCAGUACUUGGAAUCAUAUUCUCCCUUUUCUACUACAAUAGGUCUUCUCGAAUAGAAUCAAGUAUUAAGCCAAAAAAAAGGAAGAAAAAAGCAUUUGAGCAUAAUUAUUACGAAGAAUAUGAAAAAGAGUUAGCGAAGUAUGAAUCAGAUAAUGAGUCUUUAGAUUCUCUAGAUGAUCGAUAUUAUUUGACUUAUCAACCUGAAGGGGAUUCACAUUACUAA
This is a messenger RNA of Plasmodium vivax (malaria parasite P. vivax), 297 nucleotides long. RefSeq lists its product as hypothetical. The coding region runs from base 1 to 297 and encodes 98 amino acids. The transcript has 2 exons. Lineage: Eukaryota; Apicomplexa; Aconoidasida; Haemosporida; Plasmodiidae. The record is from RefSeq and is a predicted model, not a curated record.